AUGGAGCUCAAUUCUCUGAGAGCUUUCUCCAUGCUCUCAGGGAUCCAUCCACUUGGUACCACACUUCCAGUGGAACCACAGGAAUGCUGCCACCAGAGAAUUGAGAUCAUCUGCAAAGACCCUUUAAACAAGAAAGUGGUUCUGUUGGUACAGUUCCUGCUGCAGAAGUAUCAAAAGAAAGAGCCAAUUACAAAGACAGACAUGCUGAAGUUUAUGAUCAAAAAGUACAAAUAUCACUUCAAUGAGGUCCUCAGAAGAGCCUCUGAGCACAUGGAGCUGGUCUUUGGUGUUGAUUUGAAGGAAAUGGAUCCCAUCAGUCUUUAAUCUGCCCUUGUCAGCAAACUAGACCUCACCUUUGAUGGAAUGAUGAGUGAGAAAGAGAAUAUGCCCAAGACUGGCCUAAUGAUUUUGCUGAAUGUGAUCUUCAUGAAAAGCAACUGUGCCAAAGAGAAGAUCUGGGAAGUGCUGAAUAUAAUUGGUGUAUAUGCUGAUAGGAAGCACUUCAUCUAUGGGGAGCCCAGGAAGGUCAUAACCGAAGAUUUGGUGUAGCUAAAGUACCUAGAGUACCAGCAGGUGCCCAACAGUGAUCCUCCAAGCUAUGAAUUCCUGUGGGAUCCAAGAGCCCACGCUGAAAUCAGCAAGAUGAGAGUCCUGGAGUUUUUACCCAAGGUCUGUGGUACUGUCCGUAGUGCCUUCCCUUCUUGGUAUGAAGAUGCUUUGAGAAAUGAGGAAGAAAGAGCUCAAGCCAGAGUUUCAGCCAGGGCCCGUGUUAUUGCCAUGGCCAGCGCAUGUUCCAGGGCCAUGUCCAGCAGCUUUACCCAUGCUAAGUGA
Molecule: messenger RNA, 831 nt
Organism: Galeopterus variegatus (Sunda flying lemur)
Lineage: Eukaryota; Metazoa; Chordata; Mammalia; Dermoptera; Cynocephalidae
Product: melanoma-associated antigen B18-like
Biological process (GO): negative regulation of transcription by RNA polymerase II
Cellular component (GO): nucleus
Source: RefSeq, a predicted model, not a curated record